GCUUGCAGCCGCCGCCGCCGCCUGGUCCACGCACCCGGAGCGCCCCUUCUUCCCCGAGCAGCAGCGGAGAAGGCGAAGCGGCCAGCUGGGGCGAGGUAGAUGGGGCUCAAGGCGCGCAGAUCGGCGGGGGCGGCCGGCGGCGGCGGCGGCGACGGGGGCGGCGGAGGUGGCGGAGCUGCUAACCCCGCCGGAGGGGACGCGGCGGCCGGCGACGAGGAGCGGAAAGUGGGGCUGGCGCCCGGAGACGUGGAGCAAGUCACCUUGGCGCUCGGGGCCGGAGCCGACAAAGACGGGACCCUGCUGCUGGAGGGCGGUGGCCGAGACGAGGGGCUGCGGAGGACCCCGCAGGGCAUCGGGCUCCUAGCCAAGACCCCCCUGAGCCGCCCGGUCAAGAGGAACAACGCCAAGUACAGGCGCAUCCAAACUUUGAUCUACGACGCCCUGGAGAGACCGCGGGGCUGGGCGCUGCUCUACCACGCGCUCGUGUUUCUAAUUGUUCUGGGAUGCUUGAUUCUGGCUGUACUGACCACCUUCAAGGAGUACGAGACUGUGUCUGGAGACUGGCUUCUGCUGCUGGAAACAUUUGCUAUUUUCAUCUUUGGAGCCGAGUUUGCUUUGAGGAUCUGGGCCGCUGGAUGUUGCUGUCGAUACAAAGGCUGGCGGGGUCGGCUCAAGUUUGCCAGGAAACCCCUGUGCAUGUUAGACAUCUUUGUGCUGAUUGCCUCUGUGCCAGUGGUUGCUGUAGGAAACCAGGGCAAUGUCCUGGCCACCUCCCUGCGAAGCCUCCGCUUCCUGCAGAUCCUGCGCAUGCUGCGGAUGGACCGGAGGGGUGGCACUUGGAAGCUCCUGGGCUCAGCCAUCUGUGCCCACAGCAAAGAACUCAUCACUGCCUGGUACAUCGGUUUCCUGACACUCAUCCUUUCUUCGUUUCUUGUCUACCUGGUCGAGAAAGAUGUGCCGGAGGUGGAUGCACAAGGAAAAGAGAUGAAAGAGGAGUUCGAGACCUAUGCAGAUGCCCUGUGGUGGGGCCUGAUCACACUGGCUACCAUUGGCUAUGGAGACAAGACACCUAAAACCUGGGAGGGACGUCUGAUUGCUGCCACCUUUUCCUUGAUUGGUGUCUCCUUUUUUGCCCUUCCAGCAGGCAUUCUGGGCUCAGGACUGGCACUCAAGGUGCAGGAGCAGCACCGUCAGAAGCACUUUGAGAAGAGAAGGAAGCCAGCUGCUGAGCUUAUCCAGGCUGCCUGGAGGUAUUAUGCUACCAACCCCAACAGGAUUGACCUGGUAGCAACCUGGAGAUUUUAUGAAUCAGUCGUUUCUUUCCCAUUCUUCAGGAAAGAACAGCUGGAGGCGGCCACCAGCCAAAAGCUGGGUCUCUUGGAUCGGGUUCGCCUUUCUAAUCCUCGUGGUAGCAAUACUAAAGGAAAGCUAUUUACCCCUCUGAAUGUAGAUGCCAUAGAAGAAAGCCCUUCUAAAGAAACAAAGCCUCUUGGCUUAAACAAUAAAGAGCGUUUCCGCACCGCCUUCCGCAUGAAAGCCUACGCUUUCUGGCAGAGCUCUGAAGAUGCUGGAACAGGCGAUCCCAUGGCAGAAGACAGGGGCUACGGGAAUGACUUCAUCAUUGAAGACAUGAUCCCUACCCUGAAGGCCGCCAUCCGAGCUGUCAGAAUUCUACAAUUCCGUCUCUAUAAAAAAAAAUUCAAGGAGACUUUGAGGCCAUAUGACGUGAAGGAUGUGAUCGAGCAGUAUUCUGCAGGACAUCUUGACAUGCUUUCCAGGAUAAAGUACCUUCAGACAAGAAUAGAUAUGAUUUUCACCCCUGGACCUCCAUCCACUCCAAAACAUAAGAAGUCUCAGAAAGGGAAUGAACCAUAUGUAGCCAGAACAUCCACAUCAGAAAUGGAAGACCAAAGCAUGAUGGGGAAGUUUGUAAAAGUUGAAAGACAGGUUCACGACAUGGGGAAGAAGUUGGACUUCCUCGUGGACAUGCACAUGCAGCAUAUGGAGCGCCUACAGGUACACAUCUCUGAGUACUACCCAACCAAGGGGAGCUCCUCGCCAGCGGAAGGAGAGAAGAAAGAGGACAACAGGUAUUCUGAUUUGAAGACCAUCAUCUGCAACUACUCUGAAACAGGCCCCUCGGAGUCCCCCUACAACUUCCACCAGGUGCCCAUCGACAGAGUCGGCCCCUAUGGGUUUUUUGCACAUGACCCUGUGAACCUGACCCGAGGGGGACCCAGUUCUACAAAGGCUCAGGCCACCCUUCCCUCCUCCGCAAGUACAUAUGCAGAGAGGCCUACAGUCCUGCCUAUCUUGACUCUCCUUGACUCCCACGUGAGCUACCACUCCCAGACAGAACUGCACGGCCCCUAUUCGGACCACAUUUCACCCUGCCAGAGACGUAGCAUCACACGGGACAGCGACACACCUCUGUCCCUGAUGUCCGUCAACCAUGAGGAGCUAGAGCGGUCUCCAAGUGGCUUCAGCAUCUCCCAGGACAGAGAUGAUUAUGUGUUUGGCCCCAGUGGGGGAUCGAGCUGGAUGAGGGAGAAGCGGUACCUGGCGGAGGGGGAGACAGACACAGACACAGACCCCUUCACACCCAGCGGUUCCAUGCCUCUGUCAUCCACUGGGGAUGGCAUUUCGGAUUCCAUAUGGACCCCUUCCAACAAGCCCACUUAGAAGGGGUCACUGGCUGACUCCUGGUACUGUAGACAGACUUUGUAUAGCUCACUUAUUCUCACACCCAGCACUUACAGUGGGGACUCCAGUGGCUGUGUCAAGCGCAUGCAUGUGCGCAGUGGUCCCCCUCUGCAAGCCGGGGCUUCUACUCAUGGCCUUCUUCCUCUCGUGUCACCGCAACAAAGCCGCUUCCUUUUCAGCAUGGUUUGCAUGACUUGACACUAUAUAAAUGGCACCACUAGUCUCUUCUAGAAUACACAUUUAUCUGCUGUUCUUACUUUAA
This is a messenger RNA of Nannospalax galili (Upper Galilee mountains blind mole rat), 2965 nucleotides long. RefSeq names its product potassium voltage-gated channel subfamily Q member 3 (gene Kcnq3). NCBI's taxonomy places the organism in Eukaryota, Metazoa, Chordata, Mammalia, Rodentia, Spalacidae. The transcript is spliced from 15 exons. Gene Ontology annotation, molecular function: voltage-gated potassium channel activity. Gene Ontology annotation, biological process: potassium ion transport; transmembrane transport. Gene Ontology annotation, cellular component: membrane. The coding region runs from base 100 to 2682 and encodes 860 amino acids. The record is from RefSeq and is a predicted model, not a curated record.